Messenger RNA from Medioppia subpectinata, 435 nucleotides. NCBI's taxonomy places the organism in Eukaryota, Metazoa, Arthropoda, Arachnida, Sarcoptiformes, Oppiidae. The record is from the annotation of a GenBank genome assembly.
GCUGGUCUGACGGCCGGUUCGGCCGCUUGUUAUCCAACGGAGGCUAAAGAGUUGUCACAAAUUGGCUUUUUUAUCGUCAAAACAAAAGGUCCCGAAAUAAUCAAAGAAUAUACCGGCGUAGACCUGAGCCGCAAGAAGGGCUCCAAAGAAAGCUCAACAAAAGCUGAUCCCAAGGACGUGGACACCAUUGGGAAGGAAGCCAAUAAGACUACAAAUGAUGUGCAAAAGAAGUCAGAAUCUGCUGUGAAGGGAGACUUCGGGAUGAGUCGCAAAGAAGACCAGGACUUAUACGCAAACAGGAGUACAAAAUAAUAUUAAUAAAUAGACGUUUGAAUUGAGCUUUUAUUUUAUUAGCUAACAAAUGAUAGUUUCUAUAAUCUAUACAAUAAUUAAUAGUUGUGUUAAUCGAAUGGGAAAUAAAUACAUAUUAAUUGA